UCGGAUGAGGAAUGGCACGGCAAAGCCGAUAAGCAGUAAGGCUGCGCGUGUCUCCGUCUCUGAAAUCCGAUAUCUCGUACACAGCACUCGAUGCUUGUUUCUGGAACUGCUCGACAUGCCGCCCAAGACUUGAUAUGAUAUUGGGCCUGAUUCUCCCUGAUAGGCACUUCGAAUCUUGAAAACCAGUUCAUCAUUGUUUUGGCGGCACGCUCCAAUUAAAUAUCGCCAUGUCCCAAGUUACGACACAGACCGAGGAAAAUAAUCCUCUCGUAAUCAAGCUCCAGAAUGGUCAAACUCUCCACGUGGAAUCCAAUGAGGCCAUUGAUGCAGACGAGAUCCCUAUUAUCGACGUAGCUGGAAUCUACAGUGAUGACCUGGCGGAUCGACAGGCUGUGGCGGACAAGAUUCGAGAAGCUGCUCACCGCAUUGGAUUUUUCUAUGUGGUCAAUCAUGGGUUUGAUGCCAAACUGGCGGAUGGAGUGUUUGAACAAGCCAAGCGAUUCUUUGCAUUGCCGCUAGAAAAGAAAUUAGAGGUGGACACGAGCCUCGUGCCGAAGGAGUAUGUCGGGUACCAUGCGCUUGCGAGCUAUAACAGAAAUGGGAGGAAACAUCAUGAUCUCAGUGAAGCAUUCAACCUAGCAUACUCUGCCGAGCAAGAUCCCGAAAACCCAGAAAAUGACCCAGGUUCUUCAAUAUGGCCAAGUGAUCUGCCUGGCUUUAAGGAAGCCAUGUACGCUUACCAUACGCCUAUGCUCCAAUUUGCUCGCAAGAUGACCCGGGUCUUCGCCCUGGCACUCCAUCUACCAGAAACCUACUUCGACGAGUGGAUUAAGCGCCCUGAAGCUGGCCUGCGCAUCCUCCAUUACCCCGAACAGGAGGCGUCGGUGGACGAUCAGAACGGAAUAGGCGCGCACACCGACUUUGAGUGCUUUACCAUUGUAAACCAAGACAUGUCCGGAGGGCUUGAAGUGCUGAGCAAGUCCGGGCGAUGGAUCCGAGCGAAGCCCGUGCCGAACUCCUUUGUGAUCAACAUCGCCGACUGCUUCAUGAGGCAGACGAACGACUAUUUCGUGUCGACAGUGCACCGGGUGAUCAACAAGAGCGGUAAAGAGAGGUAUUCUAUCCCGUUCUUCUACGGCCUGGAUAGGAAGAUGCCCAUGUUGCCUAUUCCAUCGUGCAUCUCGGAGGAUAAUCCGGCCAAAUACCCUGUCAUGACAGCCGGGGAGUAUUACCUGUGGAGGGCCAAGAAGGCCAAGCAGGGCGACCAGGCCGACGAAGAAUAG
This is a messenger RNA of Cladophialophora immunda, 1283 nucleotides long. RefSeq lists its product as uncharacterized. The coding region runs from base 228 to 1283 and encodes 351 amino acids. Gene Ontology annotation, molecular function: dioxygenase activity. NCBI's taxonomy places the organism in Eukaryota, Fungi, Ascomycota, Eurotiomycetes, Chaetothyriales, Herpotrichiellaceae. The record is from RefSeq and is a predicted model, not a curated record. The transcript is spliced from 3 exons.